This is a messenger RNA of Paralichthys olivaceus (Japanese flounder), 3102 nucleotides long. RefSeq names its product flavin-containing monooxygenase 5-like. NCBI's taxonomy places the organism in Eukaryota, Metazoa, Chordata, Actinopteri, Pleuronectiformes, Paralichthyidae. Gene Ontology annotation, molecular function: flavin adenine dinucleotide binding; N,N-dimethylaniline monooxygenase activity; NADP binding. The record is from RefSeq and is a predicted model, not a curated record.
UCCAGUUUCAGCCCUUCUCCGCACACGGGCUGCUUUCUGUGCGCUCGUGAGACGACAUCACUUAACUCAAGUGGCGGAUCGACAGUCAACACGCACCAGCAGAGUCAAGGACCUCAAGUUUUUUUAUUUCAAUAGUUUCAUAACUGGAUUAAACUUUUGAGUCAAGUGAAGUUGUUUCCAAAUUCCAAGCGCCGGGGGGAAAUCAUAGACUGUAUAUGGGUGAAAUCCAAGAGCAGACGAUUCACGAGUAAACAGAAAGCAGCCCGAGUGCGGAGAAGGGCUGGAGCUGGAGCGCAGGAAAUCCGUGCGAGCAACAAUAUAUCUGAGUGCAAGCACACCGUUUGAGCAGAAGCAGAGCAAAUUUAAGUGCAAACAGUAUGCAAGAGCCGGGUUUUGAUGAAAAGUAAUGCUCAGUCUGAACAUAACGCUCUUGAUUUAAGACUUUGGACUUGUUUUCUGGAGGGUGGAGUUCUGACUGCUCUCUGGUUUCUGAUUUACGCCUGCAUCACCUCUUAUCCAAAAUCGGUAAAACCGUGUUGAGUGAUGGUUCGUCGGGUGGCGGUGGUCGGAGCAGGCAGUUCAGGUCUGGCCUGCAUCAAGGUCUGUGUUGAUGAGGGCCUGGAACCUGUCUGCUUUGAAAGCAGUGAUGACAUUGGUGGCAUGUGGAGAUUUAAGGAGUCCCCUGAGCCAGAGCGAGCCAGCCUGUAUCGCUCAUUGGUGGUCAACACCUCAAAAGAGAUGAUGUGUUUCAGUGACUUUCCCAUGCCAGAUGACUAUCCAAACUACAUGCUCCACUCUCAGCUCCUGCAGUACCUCAGGCUCUAUGCUGAGCACUUUUACUUGCUCAGAUACAUCAACUUUCAGACAACGGUGAAGAGUGUUACACAAAAGCCAGAGUUUUCUCUGUCCGGUCAGUGGGAUGUAGUGACCAUAAACAGGGAUGGAGAGGAAGAAUGGCACGUCUUUGAUGCUGUUCUGGUGUGUUCAGGUCCUUACGGCCAUCCAUCGUUACCGCUUUCAAGUUUUCCAGGAUAUGAGACUUUUACUGGCAGGUGUUUUCACAGCUGGGAAUAUAAAGAUGCAGAGGCAUUGAGAGGAAAGAGGGUGGUGGUGGUCGGCAUGGGAAAUUCUGGAGGGGACAUUGCUGUGGAGAUCAGUAGAUCCUCUGAGAAGACAUUUCUCAGCACACGAGAAGGGGCCUGGGUGAUUGGCAGGAUGUCUACCAAUGGUCUGCCUCUGGACAUGAUAAAUAUAUCCAGACGCAUCAAUAUCCUACAACUGCUGGUCCCCCAGACCCUGACCAACUGGAUAAUUGAGCGAAAACUGAACCGCAAAUAUGACCACAGAUUGUAUGGUCUGAAGCCCAGACACAGAAUUUUGGACCGAAGGAUAUUGAUCAAUGAUGAUCUUCCUGGCCGAAUCCUCCAAGGGGCACUGGUCCUGAAGCCAAACCUGAAAGCGUUUGUGGAAACGGGAGUUGUGUUUGACGAUGGCACAGUGGAGGAGAACAUCGAUACUGUGGUCUUCUGUACUGGAUAUAAUGAAAGCUUUCCAUUCCUGCCUCCAGCUUUGUCUGAUGGGACAAAUGGAGAGUUGACAUUGUACAAGAGACUGUUCCCUCCUUCUCUCCAACACCCCACACUGGCCAUCAUAGGAUUUUUUCGAACAAAUGGACCAAUCAUGCCCACAGUAGAAAUGCAGGCACGGUGGGCUGUUAACGUCUUUUCAGGUUUGAGGCAUCUUCCUUCUCAGGAGAAAAUGCUGGAAGUCAUUGAGUCUGAUAGACAGAGAUCCAUGAAAAGCUACCCCUGCCCACGACAAGCUGCUCUUAAUGUGAAUUACGUCCAAUACCUGGAUUUCAUGGCAAUGGAGGUAGGAGCUCAACCAAACUUUCUUGCACUACUCCUGAGAGACCCUGUGCUCUGGGCAAAGGUCGUCUUUGGUCCAUUCACUCCCUAUCAGUUUCGUCUCGCUGGACCUGGACAAUGGGCCGGAGCCCGACACGCUAUCCUCACUCAGUGGAAGCGGGUUGCUCAGCCUUUCAAAACCCGAGUGAUACCAGAACCAGAGCCUGGGUCGUCUGUCUUUUCCCUCCCUCGGCUGCUCACUUUGGGAGGAAGUGUGAUAAUGGCUGUACUUUUGUCUAAAAAUCUUCCAGUGCUGCAGGGUGCAACUGAGAUUCUGGAGAGGAGAUAGAUUUUCUUUGAGGGACACCUGGUUGACUGGUUAAACCACAAGAACAUGACGACUAGAGGCUUCUCUGUGCACAGACAAGUAGCUAUCUGCUGGAUUCAUGUACCUUUUGGAAGUAAUUCAUCAACUUUUUUGUGUUCAUUUGCUUUUAAUUCAGAUUGUUGAAAUGACAAUGUUUCACUGUGAAGCUGUGGAUCAUUUAAUUACUAUAAAUUUACUGCUAAUUCCAUGACCAAAUUUUAGGAUACCUUAUAUGUGGACUCACUUUCAGCCCCCAUAAACCCUGCAGGGAAACAGGUUAUAAGGACAUGAGAAGAAUUUGUGCCACAACACACUGGUGUUUUGUCCUGUUGCUUUUUCUACCCUACAUACCAGACUGGAGGUGUGCACCUUUCUCACACAACCUCCAUGAGACAAAACACAACCAGACAUGCUCCUGCAGGUAAAACUAUACCUGCCACUCUCAGUAUAAUAUGUGCAACUCUCCUUUUUUUAUGUGGCGCUGCUUUUCACAAAUGCUCAAGGUAUUACUUACUCCUCACCUUGAAUACCCUCAAGAUCAAGUUCUACCUGUUUAUGUUCCAGAUGGCACAACAAGCCUUGCUUUUCUCCCCCUGCUGUUUUACUGUACUGUCUGAUUCAUUGUUUCUAUCCAGACCUUUACUGAUAAAGCAGAGUAGAAAUUUCACAUUUGUUCACUAGGAAGUCUCGAUCUGUUAUAAAUAACAGGUAAUUCUAUUGAAAAAAGAAACAUUGAUUGGUCAAGUGGUUGGUUGGUGGGCUGGUUAAUUGGUUGGAUGGUUGGUUGUUAAUUCCAAGUGAUUGCUAUUAUGAAACCCAGAGAGACAUUUAAUUACAACAGCAGAUCAACUGAACACCAAAAGUUGGAAAAAUAUAUAUAUUUACAGA